Molecule: messenger RNA, 2880 nt
Organism: Heterostelium album PN500
Lineage: Eukaryota; Evosea; Eumycetozoa; Acytosteliales; Acytosteliaceae
Exons: 3
Coding region: 1-2880 (959 amino acids)
Source: RefSeq, a predicted model, not a curated record
AUGAGCCAACACCUAUCGCAGCAACAACUGCAGCAACAACAACAACAACAACAGCAACAGCAGCAGCAGCAACAGCAAUCACAACAAUCACCUCAUAUACAUCCAAAUGUAGUCGGUGCACCUGCAGCACCAGGUCAGAGUGCCACACCUGGUGGGUUUAAUGGUCAGCCUAUGCAUCAUAUGCAACAUCCUUUUUCACCACAUCUACACAUGCAAUAUCAGCAAUAUCAACAACAUCAGUUACAUCAUCCAAUGCAGCAGCACACUACAGCUCAGCAACAGGCAGCACAAGCAGCACAUGCACAAGCACAAGCACAAGCUCAUGCGCAGGCACAACAACACCAUCAACAGCAACAACAACAGGCACAAGCACAAGCACAAGCACAACAGCAACAUGCACAAGCACAGGCACAACAUCAUCAACAGCAACAACAGGCGCAAGCACAAGCUCAAGCACAGGCACAGGCACAACAAUUACAUCAACAACAGUUAGCCCAUGCUCAACAACAGCAACAACAACAGGCACAAGCACAAGCACAAGCUCAAGCACAGGCACAAGCACAAGCGCAACAGCAACAGCAACAACAACAGGCACAGGCGCAGGCACAGGCACAAGCACAGGCACAACAACAGCAACAACAAGCACAGGCACAGGCACAACAACAAGCACAACAACAGCAACAACAACAAGCACAACAGCAACAACCAAGUGCAACUCAGCAACAAGCACAAGCAACACAACCAAGUGCACCGAAUACACAAGCCACACCACAGCCAACGCACAGUAUGGAUGAAAUUGUAGCAAAGCUUGCAGAAUUUGCCAAAUAUCAUUUGAAACGACCAACAGAUAACUCAUUGGGAUUUUGGGAGAAUUUUAAUGCACAGGUUCACAUCGAUGGAACCCUAUCAGUCUAUUUUACACCGGAUCUUAAGAUUAUAUCGUUCCACUUUGAGUCACUGGGAUUUCAAGAGCUAAUACCGAAGCCACUGAUCGAACGUUUCUUUUUGGAGUACAACAAACAGCCAAACACACCACAACAAUCACACAUUGCUUUGAAAUCACUUGAGAAACAUUUAACAUCACCUGUCAACUCCAUGGGUGUACCUCCACUCAUAAUGCAUUACUAUGAAUUAACCGAUGUAGUCAAUCAAAUUUGCACAAAAUAUAAAUUUUCAAAAUCACCAAAAGAAUUUGAUCAAUUACAAUUACAACAACAACAACAGCAACAACAACAACAACAAUCGAAAAAUAAACAGUCAUUUGUUGUACCAACUAUGACAAGUCAAAAAUCAUUUCAAGAAUCAGCUACAAACAACAAUAGUAGUAGUAGUAGUAGUAAUAAUAAUAAUAAUAACAAUGGUAAAUCAAAUGAAAAGAAUAAUGAUUCGAGUAAUGCUACUGCAAACAAAGCGGAAGCAAACAAAUCCAGUAAUAGUAAUAGCAGCAGUUCAACUAGUAGCAGUAGUAGUAGUGGCGCAAAGGAUAAAGUAUAUAAGUUUCAAAUUUCACAUCAACAAAAGGAAUUAAAAGAACAACAUCACCCAGUCGGAAAGAAAAAGACAGUGUAUAAGGAUUUCGAUAACGAUAAGCAUAUGCAUAAAGCACAAAAGACCGGUGAGCACAAUGAAAAGUCAUCGACAGACGAGAGCGGAAAGGAGUCACAAUCGAUGGAAGGAAGCUAUUCCUCACCAACCGUUGUACCCGUAGCCAACGAAGGCAGCAGUAACCCAAGAGCAAAGGGAUCAAAGAGGAGAAAGCAGUUGUCUUCUUCCUCACUUUCAAGCAGCUCUCCAGGCACACCAGCAACACCGGUCUCCACACCACCGAUCACCUCAAACACCAACACACCAAAUACCUCGAAUUCACCGCUGGCAAGCAGCACUGCCACCAACACUUCAUCGACGACACUAAACAAGUCUGGUUCAUCAGUACAACCACCUCAACUUUCGACAUCAGUAGUUGGUGUACCUCCACCUGUCCAGCACCACCCAUAUACUCUCUCAAACAGCGCACCAGCAGUUCCAAAUGGAAGUUAUCCUAAUGGCGGAAGACCGUUGGCCAAUGGCUCAUUGCCGUCGCCAGUACAAUCGCCCAACCCUCUGUAUCAAAACUUUAUGCAACAACAACAAGCACAACAACAAGCAGUUGGCAAUGCAUUCCAACAGCAGCAGCAACCACCAACAAACCAAGCACAAGCACAACAACAAUAUAUGAUGCCACCACAACAAGCCUAUCACUAUCACAACUCACAGUUUCCACAUCCUGGAUCUAAUCCACAAACCAAUCAACGUACUCAUAACGGACAACCACCUUCACCCUCACAAAUGCAAUUUUCAACACAGCCACCAUCUGCACAGUUUGCCAACCAACAGCCUUUAAUGAUGUAUAAUUAUCCAUACCAAGUUUAUCCAAAUUCACAGGUACCACCCAUUUCACCAGCGGCAUUUAAUCAGCCUCCAUCACCAACCAAUCCAACAGCCACAAACAAAAACACUCAAAACGCAUCACCAACUCACCAGUUUGCUCAACCAACCCCACCCACCUCUUCUAAAUCUAAAUCGUCCAAAGCCAACAAUAACAACAAUAAUAAUAACAACAGCAACAGCAACAACAACAACAGUAAUAAUAGUCAACAACCAACACAAUAUAAUCAAAAUGGCACGCAACCUCCAUCAACGCCUCCCACACAAAUUUCUUCAAUACCUCCACCUCCUACACCUCCACAACAUCCGGAUGAGCAUAUACCCUCAUCGCAAUCACAACAUCCACAGAUGCCUCAACAGAAAUCUGAAGAGCUAUUUCAACCAAUUCAAGAUAUGCAUCCUUUCGAAGAGUUCCUCCAACAGAAUGCAAUAGAAUUAUUUGAUGAUGCAUCUUAA